Messenger RNA from Hypanus sabinus (Atlantic stingray), 11489 nucleotides. Its product is annotated as zinc finger protein 721-like. NCBI's taxonomy places the organism in Eukaryota, Metazoa, Chordata, Chondrichthyes, Myliobatiformes, Dasyatidae. The transcript has 7 exons. The coding region runs from base 3336 to 6833 and encodes 1165 amino acids. Gene Ontology annotation, biological process: regulation of transcription by RNA polymerase II. The record is from RefSeq and is a predicted model, not a curated record. Gene Ontology annotation, molecular function: RNA polymerase II cis-regulatory region sequence-specific DNA binding; DNA-binding transcription factor activity.
GGACAUUGAACCCAUGAACACUACCUCACUACAUUUUGUUUUAUUUGCAAUCAGGCUCUUGGCAUUCCACUGUAGAAUAGUAAGCACCAUUGGGCAGGAGACUGUUAACUGAGAGCUCCACCCUGUAACACCUCAAUUACUAUCUCUAACAACAGUCCUGCAAUGCCAAGAAAUUUAUCUGCAGCCUUCAAAAUAAUUUCCCUGUUAGCUUGAGAGGUGCGUUUGACUAUGUCAGCCAUAAAGGCCACAAAUCUUAUCUCCCUUCAAAGAUUUAUGAGUAAUAAAUGGGUGAGCCGGGCAAACAGUUUCUUGUUGGACUGGGGUUCUGGGUACAAGCCUCUCACCCUUAUCAAUUUCCAUGACCCUCUGCAGUGCUUCAGCAUACGACAUAGCGGACUGCAGGCUCACCCACUGAGCUUUAACCACUACGCAGCCUCCAUAUGCAGCACCAGGUUCCCGUCCACAGCGACAACAUUUCAGCCUCCAUAGUCACGUUCACCACCACACCUACUGCAGCGUCUCUUCCCACGGCACACAGCAGCUACAGGUCCAACUUUCUGACAAUUAAAACGACUCAGAGGAGGCAGCGCACACACCUGGACUCCGUAAUUCAUAAAACCAGCCGACACUCUAUUUGGCAAUGAAGUACCGUCAAAUUUAACCAUAACUGAGAGACUAUCUUCACGUACUCCAUCCUGAAACUUUUUCGACCUUUUUGCUUCCAUCACGUUUUCAACUUUCAAAUUCUCUUAUCUGGUCCACCGAAACAUCUAGACAAGAGCAACUUCCAAUAUCACUCCACUGUCUUUCCAUAAACAGUGACAUAACUACACUCCCACCACCAACUGAUUUCAAAGCCAAGGCUCUGUCCCUUCAUGUACCAUCAUUACAGAUCACUAGCAUCUUCCCACCUAGAUGCAGAUGAGCACCAACUCUACCCCCAAGUGAUCAGAAGUUAAUUGAAUCAGAUUAAGAGAACUACUAGGAGCAGAGUCAAUCUUCAUCAAUACCUUAAUUUCCCGGUUUCCUCUGCUUUCCAAAAUCAUGCAGUUCCUCACCAUCAUUAAGUCUGCUCCAUUUUCUAUAUUCCCACUUUCUUCUAUGUCCUUUGAUUACCUGCCAACAUCAUCUUCUUUCCUCCUGUUGCCACCAUUCUCCAUCUCCCACUCACUUCCUGCCAUCUCCUCUCCACUCACAGCUCCAGAAGUUAACCACUCCUCACAAAAUUCAUUUGAAAUUAGCUGACUCUCCUCAUCUGUUCUCACACCAGCCAAACUCAGCAGUGGAGUCUUCUUCCUUUUUUAGUAGUCCAUCUUAAAGGUGCAUUACUGCCACCAGCUGGAUUGUGAAACAAAUAUUUCUACAACAAGUGCCUCAUAAGCUUCAUUCACAACCCCUUUCCUUAUAAAACUGACAACACCACCCCCUUCACCAAAUAACCUAUCACACUUAAUAAAAAUAUAAUCUUGCAAAGAAAAAGGUUUCGUGAAUACAUAUAAUAUCAGGAUGAUUUGACAAAUCAGCAAUAAACUUCUUAAAAUCUUGUCCACUGGAAAUCAGACUUGAACUGCAAACUUCUAAUUCCCGUUAUUUACCUUCACAGGAAGACUGAGAUACAGAUACCCCACCCAUCAGAGGUUCUUUCACAGCUUCCCACGUAACACCAGUUAAACCGAGAAACUCUUCUGCAGCUUUCACAAUAAUUUUAGUUUUCUCAGUAUGACUCGAUUCACCACAUCUGUUAUAAACAUCAAAAACUUCAUUUUAUCUACAAGUAAAUGAACUCUGAUGCUGACAUACAUCCACUGACUUCACAGUUUGGUCUCAAACCAGUAAUGCUUUAUCAACAUUCUGUUUAACUUUUUUGCAAGGCCUCUGCAUAAGACACACCCUGUUGAACUGCAGUUGCCUUUUUAAACACUUCACAUCCGCUGUAAGUUGCACGAUCUUCCCCUCCACAAUUACAUCAGUUUAACUUGACCUUUCUCCACAGACUUCAUACUUAUGCACCCCCCCCCCACUUCCUACACCUUAGUUUCCCAGACAUACUGCUGGAACAUGCCCAGAUCUUCAAAACAUUUGAAACAUCUAAGUAGAGAUUGAAUAUUACCAGGGAGCUUCGCCUCAACAAAAUAAAUCAAUACUGUACAGAUAAACUAUCCACCUUUUCCCAUUUUUAUAUACUUUUUAAUCUCUUUACAUCCUUAACCUUACCUCCCAAUAAAUGACAUUUAACCUACUCUAUUGAAAUCUCCACCAGAACCCUGUACCUCUAUUUUAUACUAUUUUUUGUCAAGCAAAGUCUUCAAACGUAAUGCCUGAUGGAGUUCUGAUGAAGGGUUUCGGCCUGAAACGUCGUCACUACCUCCUCCCAUAGAUGCCGUCUGGCCUGCUGAGUUCUGCCAGCAUUUUGUGUUUUUGUUUUUAUUUAUUUCCAGCAUCUGCAGAUUCACUCGUGUGACCUUAAAGUCUCCCUUUAUUUCGAAAAAUCCCCUCCAUCAGUAGAAAUCACUACGAUAUUAUGUGUCUUUUUCCGGUUUACAGAACCUCUUUCCAAACUCCUUCCGUCAAUCCGUACUCUCCCCCGAUCUCUGUUUCCUGUUCCUUUUCCAGAUCCUCCUGAUUACCUGAAGCUACAGUACUUCCCGACAUCCCCACAGCAGCCACAAUCCCGCAUGUUAGCAGCUCAAGUCUUUCGCGGGUGGCAGCGGGAGUCGAUGCUGGUGGACAUUUGCAAUGGCAGCAGCCUUACCCAGAAAUCUCCGCGCUGCAGAAAGCGCCGACUGUCAUUCUAGUGCGCAUGUGCAAAGCGCAGCUAGCCGGACUCCCAGAAGCGCGCAUGCGCUCAGUGGACAAUAGGCGCCCAAGGAUUGGCAGCAGGAAACAAAAGACAAAGGAUUUGUGUGGGUGUCUCAGACACAACAAUGUGCCGGUUCUGCUGUGUCAGUCGGAUCACCAGCGCUUGAACGAAAUCAGUUUUUGAACGUGAAGGAGGAGAUGUUUGAGAAGACAGCACGCCAGUCACAGCAAGGGGAAUCUGAACACGAUGAGAUUUGGAUGAACCAACCUGGAGUCGAUCCUUGUAAAUUAUCCUCAAGUUAUUGAAGGAGUGAACAUACAUUUCUUUCGUAGUAACAACAUAUUCAUUGUUGAUCCUUGGAAAAGAAAGCAUAUCUCACCCCAGCUGGAAACGUGCAUCUGCUUUGUGUCUAAAAUGAAGUUUUCUGCUUUAACUUCUCAUUGAAACACGUUGGAUCCAGGGCUCUGAGAACUCUCCAGAGUAUCUUCACCAGAGACCAAGCACUCAACAAGUUGAAGUGUGGGAGGGAUUCACCAUGUCAUCUGACAUGAUGAAUUGCCAGAGAGCCCAAAGCAGAGAGAAAUCAUUCACCUGCUCCGAGUGUGGAAAGGGAUUCACUCGGUCAUCUCACCUGCGGACACACCAGCGUGUUCACUCUGGAGAGAGGCCAUUCACCUGCUCCAUGUGCGGGAAGGGAUUCACUCACUCGUCCCACCUGCAGACACACCAGCGAGUUCACACUGGGGAGAGGCCAUUUGCUUGCUCUGUGUGUGGGAAGGGAUUCAUUCAGUCAUCCGACCUGCAGAAACACCAGCGAGUUCACACUGGAGAGAGGCCGUUCAGCUGCUUGGUGUGUGGGAGGGGAUAUACUCAGUCAUCCAGCCUGAAGAUACAUCAGCGAGUUCACGCCACAGAUAGACCGUUCACUUGUUCUGACUGUGGGAAGGAAUUCAUUCAGUUGUCUAACCUGAGGACACAUCAGAAAAUUCACUCUGGGGACAGGCCUUUCACCUGCUCCGUGUGUGGAAUGGGAUUCACUCGUUCAUCCCGUCUACUGAAACAUGAGAGAGUUCACACUGGAGAGAGGCCGUUCACCUGUUCUGAGUGUGGGAAGGGAUUUAUUGAGUCAUCCAACCUGCAGUCACAUCAGCGAGUUCACACCGGGGAGAGGCCAUUCACCUGCUCUGUGUGUGGGAAGGGAUUCACUCAUUCGUCCCACGUCAUGAGACACCAACGAAUUCACACUGGCGAGAGACCGUUCAUUUGCUCUGUGUGUGGGAAGGGAUUCAAUCAGUCGUCCCACCUGAUGAUACACCAGCGAGUUCACACUGGGGAGAGGCCGUUCACUUGCACCGUGUGUGGGAAGGGAUAUAUUCAGUCAUCGGAACUACUGGCACACCAGCGUGUUCACACCGGGGAGAGGCCAUUCACUUGCUCUGAAUGUGGGAAGGGAUACAUUCAUCAAUCCAACCUGCAAAAACACCAGCGAGUUCACACUGGGGAGAGACCGUUUGCCUGCUCUCAGUGUGGAAAGGCAUUCACUCAGUCAACCCAGCUUCUGAGGCAUCAGCAAGUGCACACUAAGGAGAGGGUUCACACCAGUGUGAGCAGAGAGACUUACUCGGUCAUUCCGCCUGCUGAUACGCCAGUGAGCUCAGAGUGGCAGGGAAUAAAGAGCAAGGCACCAGACGUAAGGCCGCAGGAGGCAGAGGAGAGUCUGUGGGACUGUUUUGAGUCGGUGGACUGGGCCGUGUUCAAGGUCUCAUCAGGCCUGGAUGAGCACAGCACGGUUGGCACGGACUCUGGUGAGAGACCAUUGAACUGUUCUGUGUUUGCGAAACAAUUCACUAACUCAUCCCACGUGAUGACACACCAGCGAGUUCAUGCUGGGGAGAGACCUUUCACCUGCUCCGUGUGUGGGAAGAGAUUCGUUCGGUCAUUUGACCUGCUGACACACGGGCGAGUUCACACUGGGGAGAGACCAUUCACCUGCUCACACUGUGGGAAGGGAUUCACUCAGUCAUCCCACCUAAAGACACACCAGUCGGUUCACACCGGAGAGAGACCGUUCACCUGCUCGGACUGUGGGAAGGGAUUCACUCGGUCAUCGAACCUACUGGCACACCAGCGGGUUCACUCUGGCGAGAAGCCGUUCUCCUGCUCGGACUGUGGGAAGGGAUUCACUCUUUCCUCUCAGCUGAAGUUACACCAGCGAGCCCACACGGGAGAGAAACCUUUCACCUGCUCCGUGUGCGGGAAGGGAUUCACUCACUCAUGCCGUCUUGUGACUCACCAGCGAGUUCACACUGGGGAGAAGCCGUUCACCUGCUCCGUGUGUGGGAAGAUGUUCACUCAGUCAUCCAACUUGCAGACACACCAGCAAGUUCACACUGGGGAGAGGCCGUUCACCUGCCCUGAAUGUGGCCAGCGAUUCGCUCGGUCGUCCUACCUGGUCAAACACCAGCGACUUCAUUCUGGGGAGAGUCUGUUCGGGUGCUCGGUCUGUGGGAAGGCAUUUCCUGAAUCAUCUCACCUGCAGGUACACCAGCGAGUUCACACGGGGGAGAGACCGUUCACCUGUUCCGUGUGCGGGAAGGGAUUCACUCACUCCUCCCACGUGACGAGACACCAGCGAGUUCACUCGAGGGAGAAGCUGUUCACCUGCUCGGACUGCGGGAAGGCUUUUACUCGGUCGUCUCACCUGCAGACGCACCGGCGAGUUCACAGUGGGGAGAGACUGUUUAUCUGCUCCGUGUGUGGGAAGGAAUUCCUUCGGUCGUCUGACCUGCUGACCCACCAGCGAAUCCACACCGGGGAGAGGCCGUUCGCCUGCUCCGUGUGCGGGAAGGGAUUCCCUCAGGCGUCCCACCUUGUGAAACACCGGCGAGUUCACGCUGGGGAAAGUGUAAAUAAGCUGGCUGCUGGAGGCAUCUCUGUGUUUCAGAGUUUACCUUCAGUGAUCCUGGAUCGAGUGUGCCGCUGUCGAGAGUACGAGGUCGAGCUGAAAAGUACGUUACACUCGGAGGACAAGAGGCUCUGGACAAUUGACAUGUGGGAGGGAUAUAAUUCACCCCCAGCAAUGAGACACCAGCGAGUUCACUCUGAGGAGAGACCGUUCACCUGCUCAGACUGUGGGAAGGGAUUUACUUACUCAUCUCAACUGAAGAUACAUCAGCGAGUUCACACUGGGGAGAGACCAUUCACCUGCUCAGAGUGUGGGAAGAGAUUCACUUACUCAUUUCAACUGAAGGUACAUCAGCGAGUUCACACUGGGGAGAGGCUGUUCAUUUGCUCAGAGUGUGGGAAGGGAUUUACUGAGUCAUCUCAACUGAAGAUACAUCAGCGAGUUCACACUGGGGAGAGGCCGUUUACCUGCUUAGAGUGCGGGAAAAGAUUUACCCACCCAUCUCACCUGCAGAGACACCAGCGAGUUCACACUGGGGAGAGACCAUUUAGCUGUUCGGUUUGUGGGAAGAGAUUUACUCAGUCAACGCAUCUUUUGGCACACCAGACAGUGCACACUGGAGAGAAGCCGUAUAUCUGCACUGAAUGUGGGAAGAGAUUCAUUCGGUCAUCUGAUCUGCUGGCACACCAGCGAGUGCACACCGGGGAGAGACCGUUCACCUGCUCAGACUGUGGGAAGAGAUUUACCCACCAAUCUCACCUGCAGAAGCACCAGAAAAUUCACACUGGGGAGAGGCCAUUCACCUGCUCAGACUGUGGGAAGAGAUUCACUCGGGCAUCAAAUCUGUUGACACACCAGAGAGUUCACACUGGGGAGAGGCCGUAUAUCUGCACUGAAUGUGGGAAGGGAUUCAAUCGAUCGUUCCACCUGAAGAGACACCAGCAAGUUCACACUGGGGAGAGACCAUUCACCUGUUCCAUUUGUGGGAAGAGAUUUACUCAGUCAUCAGAUCUGUUGACACAUCAGAGAGUUCACACUGGGGAGCGGCCGUUCACCUGCUCAGAGUGUGGGAAGGGGUUCACUCGGUCAUCCCACCUACAGACACACCAGUCAGUUCAUUUUCUCUGAAUGUGGGAAGGGAUUUACUUGGUUGUCCCACCUACAGACACACCAGUCAGUUCAUUUUCUCUGAAUGUGGGAAGGGAUUUACUUGGUUGUCCCACCUACAGGCACAUCAGUCAGUUCAUUUUCUCUGAAUGUGGGAAGGGAUUUACUCGGUUGUCCCACCUACAGGCACACCAGUCAGUUCAUUUUCUCUGAAUGUGGGAAGGGAUUUACUCGGUUGUCCCACCUACAGGCACACCAGUCAGUUCAUUUUCUCUGAAUGUGGGAAGGGAUUUACUCGGUUGUCCCACCUACAGGCACACCAGUCAGUUCAUUUUCUCUGAAUGUGGGAAGGGAUUUACUCGGUUGUCCCACCUACAGGCACAUCAGUCAGUUCACACUGGGGAGAGGCCGUUCACCUGCACUGAAUGUGGGAAGGGAUUCACUCAGUUGUCCCACCUUGUGAAACACCAGCGAGUUCAAACUGGAGAAAGUGUUUCAGUGAGCAGGAUGCUGGAUGAUUAACCAUCGUGAUUGCUGAAUUCAGAGACGAUCAAAGAUGACUGUGUCAGACUGUAAUGAUUGCUGCUUCUCAUCCCACCCAGAUCUGGUCACUGGGCGAGGGAGCAGUUUCUUCAGCGAUUGUUCACCGUUACUGGAGUUUAACAUUGUGACUCUGAGAAAUAAAUCAGUUCUAUUUUAAACUCUGUCUCAGUGAAUCUACACCACACCCAGUGCACAGUAGGGGGUCAACUCACCUCAACUGGGCUCUGCGAUUGAUUCUGUUCCAUGACUGUCCUAAAUCCAUUACUGACAUCCACCUCUCGCUUUCCCUCUGGUGAGAUAGUCACCAGUUUGUGGGCAAAGAGCUGUCCCUUGAACUUUCUGCAGACCGAUGAGACGAGCUCUCUGCAGUUACGUCUGACAUGUCCUUUGUCCUUUAAAUCUCUGGGCCGAGAGAGAACGACAUUGGUUAUUCCCUGCUCCUUAAAACAUUACGGGUCACUUUCACUGGUUCCGCAGGCUGGCGUCUCCCACAGCUGGUUGUUACGAUUUGCCACGGUGUUCUGAAGUCUGAAGCAGAAUGGGGAACCAUUAGCUGGAUGUUUAAUGCAGCCAGGUCAGCAGAGGGCAGGGGUUGGGGCAGUGGACCGUGGUAGGGGUAAGAGCAUUAGAUGAGGAAAGUAGACUUUGCCUACUGUCUAAUGGAGUGACGCACAGAUCUGUGUGGCUGUAAUUAAUUAUUCCUUUUCCCCAGUUUGAACUUUGAAUUUUUAACUUUUAUUUGUCGGAUCUUAGAGGGGAAUUGUAGUUACUACGUCACGAUCUUUAAGAAGUGGAAAGCAGCUUCCUGAAUCCAGCAACGGAAAGGGGGAAAAGUCGGAGGAAACACCAGCUUGGGCAGAGCAUCUGGAAAAUUCGCUGAUGGGUCUGGAUAAGAAGAUAGACCAAAACACAGUAAAACUUGAUGCUACUUCUUCUGAGAUGAAGUCGUUACGAGAGAGUUUUCAGUUUGUGCAGGAAAACAUUAUUUCCCUGAAUUCUGAACUUAGAGAGGCGAAGUGGCAAAUUGUGGAGAUUUCAGCUCGUUUGGAAAAGUCUCAACAGAAGGUUAUCGAUUUGGAAACAAGACCUCGUCGGGAUAAUAUUGGAAUUGUUGGUUUGAAGGAAGGAUCUGAGACUGGAGGUUUAUUAGACCAUCUUGCUAACUUGUUUCAAUCUCUGCUUCCGGAUAUUCUACCUUAACUUCCCAGCAUUGAAAGAGCGCAGAGAGUUUUCACUGUGACAUUUCGCCAAGAUAAACCAAGAUCUGUUUCCAGUUGAUUCUUCUAAAAUGAAUGCCUUCUUACAAAAGAUCGAUUCUCCUCGAAUUUCUGUUGAAGAUCAACAAACUCCUGGUGCUUCUAUUACUGAAAAUGAAAUUCAGAAAGCUGGUUUUUCAAUGCAAUCAGGUUAAGCUCCUGGACUGGAUGGUUAUUCUGUAGGAUUUUAUAAAAUUUUGAAAAAUUACUCUCUUCAUAUAUGUUGGAGACGCUUAAAGAUUCUUUUUUGAUAGGAGAGUUACCUCCCAUAUUUUAUGAAGUUUCUAUUUCUUUAAUUCUUAAGAAAGAUAAGGACUCUGCUGACUGUGUUUCAUAUAGACCUAUUUCACUAUUAAAUGUGGAUGCUAAAAUUCUUUCAAAAAUAAUGGCUAAUCAACUGAAGAAUUUUGUAGCUAAGAUUAUCUCUCAAGACCAAACAGGUUUUGUAAAGGGCUGUUAUUCCUUCUCUUAUGUUCGGAGACUGUUGAAUGUUAUAUAUUCAUCCUUUUCUAAGACUCCCCAAUGUGUUGUCUCUCUUGAUGCUGAAAAGGCAUUUGACAGAGUUGAAUGGAAAUACUUAUGUAAUAUUUUAGAGAAAUUCAGCUUUGGUAUUAAUUUUAAUAAGUGGAUUAGAAUGAUAUAUAAAAGACCUAUAUUGCUACUGUUAUUACUAACAAUUGCAGAUCUCCUUUUAUUCGGCUUUCACUGGGUACGAGACAAAGAUGUCCGCUAAAUCCUUUAUUAUUUAAUUUGGUGCUGGAACCCUUGGCUAUUGCACUUCGUGAAGCUAAAGAUAUUCAUGGAAUUUUCAUAAAUGGGACUGUUCAUAAGAUCUCCCUUUAUGCUGACAACCUCAUAGUUUAUAUUUCGAAUCCUGAAGAAUCCAUUCCUAGUUUAUAGAAACUAUCAAGCGAUUUUGGAAAGUUUUUGGGAUAUAAACUAAACCUUCAUAAAAGUGAAUUAUUUGCCCUAAAUGAUUCUGCUUCUGUAUAUGACGACAUUCCUUUUAGAGUUACGGACUCUUUUAAAUAUUCAGGUAUUAUUAUCACUAAAAAUCAUAAGGAACUUUAUAAAGCUAAUUUGGUUCCUUUAGUGGAUUUUACGAAGCAAUUAUUUUGUAGAUGGAAUCCACCUACACUUUCAUUAGCCGGCCAAAUUCAUGCAGUUAAAGUGAUGAUUUUACCAAAAUUUUUAUGUAUUUCAAAAUAUCCCUAUUUCUUUAACAAAUAAGUUUUUCAAUCAGAUUGACUAUUAUUUCAUCUUUUGUUAGGCAUAAUAAAAGACCAAGAAUUGGUAAAUAUCAUUGACAAAAAUUUUAAAAAGAUGGAGGUCUUGCUUUGCCUAAUUUAAGAAUGUAUCAUUGUGCUGUUAAUAUACGUUAUGUAUUUUUGGUUGUAUUGUGCUGAUAGAAAUGAACGACCACCUUGGGCUGAUUUGGAACUGAAUGCUGUGAAACAGUUUCACUUAACCUGAUUAUUAGGAGCUUCCCUAUUUGUACAGCUGGCCAAAAUUACUAAUUUAAAUUUAUAUCCUGUGAUUAAACAGUCGUUAAAAAUUUGGAUCCAGUUUCAUAAUUAUUUUAAUCUAAAAAAAUUUAAACUUUUUAGUUUAAUUCAUGGAAAUUAUUUAUUUAAACCUUCAUUAAGUGAUCCUACCUUUCUUCUUUGGAGGUAUAAAGGAGUUUAUUCCUUCAUGGAUCUGUUCCAAGAUGGCUGAUCGAUGUCUUUUGAGAAAUUAGUAACUAAAUACUCUCUCUCGUAAUCACAUUUCCUGCAAUAUCUUCAGGUCAGACACUUAUUACAAAAAUACUUAAGUAAUUUUCCAUAUAUACAAGAUUCUGACCUGUUAGAUAUUAUUCAAAAAAUGAAUCCUUUAGUGAAGGGUUUUAUUGGGAAAAUUUAAAAUUUAUUGUUACAACAGCGCAAUUACCCUUCACUUAAGAUUAAGCAAGAUUGGGAGAGAGAGCUUAACAUGACUCUGAUAACGGAAGAUUGGUUGCGGAUUUUGAAGUUGGUUAACUCUCCUUCGACCUGUGCCAGUCACUCUUUAAUUCAAUUUAAAAUUAGACACCGUUACUAUUUGACAAAAGAGAGACUGUCUAAAAUGUUUCCUAAUAUUGAUAGUCAGUGUGACAGAUGUAAAACCGAGACAGCCACAUUGACACACAUGCUUUGGUCGUGUUCUGUACUGAAACGUUUUUGGAAGUCUAUUUUUUCUACAAUUUUUAAAGUUUUAAAAAUUAAUUUACAACCUAAUAAAUUGACAGUUUUAUUUGGUAUAAUCCCUCAAUAUAUUCAUGGCAUUUCUCCAUCAGACCAACAUGUAAUUGCAUUUGUUACAUUAUUGGCCAGAAGGGCUAUUUUGUUGAAAUGGAAAGAUGUUUCUGCUCCUGUUUUGAUACAAUGGUUUUCUCAGGUGAUGUUAUGUCUCUGUUUGGAGAAAAUCAGAUGUCGAACUUUUGAUCCUCGAUUUGAUUUUGAGAAAAGGUGGGGUUCAUUCCCCCGCUACUAUCAUCUGAUUUGAGUUAAUUAGUAUGGCUUCUUUCUGAUUUUUUAAAUGGAUUUGAGUUGGCGGAUUGAUUUUGUUUUUAAUGGAAGCUUGUAUGAUGUAUAGCUCCGCGGUUGUGCUCCCAAUGGGUUUUUUGGGUUUUUUCCAGUUAGUAGCAGUUGUUUUUUAGUUAGUUAGGGGUUUUUUUUCCUCCUUUCUCUUUCAAAAAAUAUUAACACUUUAUUUUCUCAUUAUUAUUGAUGUAUUGCUUAGCUUUGUUAAUCAGUUAAUUCCUUAUUGUUCAUAAUGAUAUAUUGACUUAAUGUAUUUUUUGUUAAUCUUCAGUAAAAAUUAAUAAAAAAAGAUUUUAAAAUAAAAUGAAGAUGAGGAA